Messenger RNA from Linum tenue, 2005 nucleotides. The record is from the annotation of a GenBank genome assembly. Lineage: Eukaryota; Viridiplantae; Streptophyta; Magnoliopsida; Malpighiales; Linaceae.
AUGGAAUUUUUAGAGCCAUUUUUCCUAAGAACCACCCUCAAUCAGGCCAAAAUCCCAGUAAAAAUGCACCCAACUCUGUUUGAAGCAAUAUUGAGGAAUGACAGGGAAAUGCUGAGCAGCUUGAUUCGGGAGAACGGCAACAUUCUGGACCAUACCACCAAGUCUGGUUUGGAAACAGCACUUCACCUGGCUUCCAAAUAUGGAAAAGAAGAUUUGGUGAUGGAGAUUGUGAAGCUUAAGCCAGAGAUGGUUCUGGCUGAGAACAAGAACAUGGAAACUCCGCUCCAUGAGGCCUGCAGGCAAGGCAACCCAAGGGUUGUGCUGAUGCUGCUAGAGGCUCAUCCAUGGGUGGCCUGCAAGCUCAACUGCAAUCAUCAAAGUGCUCUUUUCCUCAGUAGCAGCAAUGGUCAUUUAAAUGUGGUUAAGAUUCUACUGAGUCAACCAUGGUUGCUGGACCUUGAAGAUGAUGACGAUGUUUCCAUGUCUUCUCUUCAUGUUGCUGCGUCUAAAGGGCACACAGAAAUCGUGAGGGAGAUACUGAAGGCAUCGCCAAACUUGGCACAGAAGAUGGACGAAAAUGGAUGCAACCCGUUGCACUAUGCUUGCAGCGAAGGCCACCUGGACAUAACAAGGAUGCUUCUAAAGCAUGACAAGGGCAUGGCCCUGCGAGUCAACAACAAUGGCCACACGCCACUUCACUUGGCAGCCAUCAACGGUGAUGCUACAACCCUCAAAGCAUUCAUGGAGAUGGAUCCUGUAUCAUUCCACCGCCUCACCACGGAUGGUGAAACCGUGUUUCAUCUGGCCGCAAGGUUCAACAGACGCAUUGCAUUCAAGUUCCUGGCGGGUGCUUUCAGUGACACCAGGCUGCUUUACUGCCCUGACCAGUUUGGGAACACAGUUCUACACGUUGGAGUCUCUGGUGGACAUUACUCGCUAGCAGGAUUCAUAAUCAAUGAAACAAGAGUGAAGAUCAACCAACAAAAUGCCAGAGGACUUACAGCACUUGAUAUGGUAGUAAACAAUGCUGAAAACAGUGUAGAACUCAGCACCCUGAGAGAAAUGUUGGUACGAGCAGGUGGCAAAACAAGCAGCUCAGAAGAAGAAGUAGAAGAGAGCCCCAGAGAGGCAUUGGAGCGCGAAUAUAGCCGAAUAAUAGCCCUAUCACGGAACUAUUACUCAUUUGAAAAUCUUCAUCAAAUCUCAACAUCAAACGAGGGAACCACCAGCCCGCAGAUUAGGCAAGACUCUGCAACAAAGACAACAGCAGCAGCAGAACGAUUUAAGCAUGAUAGCCGGCUGCGAAGGGAGGAGCUGAUCAAAAUCUACAAGAUGCAGCACAAGAAGAACCAGAAGGUGUACAUAGAGGCUAUGCAGAAUGCCAGAAACACAAUCAUACUAGUAGCCAUACUGAUCGCCACAGUGACUUUCGCAGCCGGGAUCAACCCUCCAGGUGGAGUCCAUCAAGAUGGUCGAUUGGGAGGGAGAUCGAUGAUGGGGAGAACAACAGCUUUCAGGGUUUUCAUGAUAAGCAACAACAUUGCAUUGUUCACGUCUCUUGGGAUAGUGGUGGUUCUGGUCAGCAUCAUCCCAUUUCGGAGGAAGCCGCUGAUGAAGCUGCUCAGGGUUGCUCACAAGCUGUUAUGGGUAGCAGUGGCUUUCAUGGCUGUAGCUUACGUAGCAGGGACAUGUGUGAUUAUGCCGCAUGGUCACGAGGGGAGCUGGGAGUUUGAAGCGUCUGUGGCCAUUUGUGGUGGCGGUUUGGGGACCGUUUUCCUUUGGCUUGGAGUUGUUUUGGUGAAGCACUGGUUGAGGAAGACCAAGUGGAGAGAAGAAGAAGAAAAGAGAAGAGAAGGGGAUGGUAAUGGUAAUCCUAAUGGAAAUGGUGAUAAUAACGACUCACUCUCUUCUAAUUCUGAUGUGCUCAGUGCUGUGCUUCUGGGUUACCAUGCAUAUUGAUUGUUCAUCUCACUGCACCAUAAUAAAGGUGUUACUUAUUUCGGUC